CUCUGUAAAACAUGCCCAACACAACACCACAUCCGAUAGCCUCGAAGCACUGCAAGCUGGGAACCAUGGCCCUGAAUGCUCUCAGCCAUGUCUUGUUCUUCCUACUGCUUGCCUUUGCCAUGUCUCAUGUAGCCUUUGCAGGUGAUCCUGACAUCACCUCAGACUUUGUCCUACCACCAAACACCACUGCUGUUGAUGGCAGCUUCUUCACCUUCACUGGAAUGCGCAAAGCCAUCACUCCAGACCCACCAAAAGCCUUCACGGUCCUCAAAGCUACAAUGGCAGAAUUCCCAGCUCUCAACGGACAGAGCGUCUCUUUUGCUACACUGAUGUUCCCUGCUGGCUCCAUCAAUCCUCCUCACACUCAUCCCCGUGCUGCGGAGCUCCUAUUCCUUGUCGAAGGCUUGCUUGAAGUUGGGUUUGUGGACGCUACAAACAAGCUAUUUACUCAGAGACUCCAACCAGGGGACAUGUUUGUAUUCCCCAAGGGACUUGUUCACUACCAGCAUUGCUUCGGCCAAAGCCCUGCGGCUGCCAUUUCUGCAUUUGGCAGUGCCAGUGCUGGGACGGUAUCGGUUUCUGGAAGCGUCUUCACAUCAGGAAUUGAUGACGGCAUCCUUGCAAAAUCCUUCAAGACUGAUGUUGCCACCAUUCGGAUGAUUAAGUCUGGUCUUGCACCGAAGGCCUAAACUUGAAGCUCUUUUGUGAUCUCAAUCAUCUUAUAUCACAAGUUCCUUUAAUCAGCUGUCCUACCACCUUUCCUAAGAAAAUGUUGCCUCUGCAUUGUAUUUGUGGAAAGCAUUGGCACCCAUGUCUGUGGUGUGGACGCCAGUCACCAUGAUUCUUUAUGGCUUGAUUGUUGAUAGAGUUUCUGUCAUUUUUAUUUUGAAUCCUGUAAUUUUUAUCUUUGAGUCCUAUAAUAAAUUUGGUCUUUAAAUUAGGUUUGUUUUGUAA
This is a messenger RNA of Elaeis guineensis (African oil palm), 954 nucleotides long. RefSeq names its product germin-like protein 9-3. The record is from RefSeq and is a predicted model, not a curated record. Lineage: Eukaryota; Viridiplantae; Streptophyta; Magnoliopsida; Arecales; Arecaceae. Gene Ontology annotation, molecular function: manganese ion binding.